AUGUCGCAUGAAUUUCUACGUUCAUCGCCUGCUAGAGAUGAUUCGAGUGACUCAAAACUGAAUAGAGCUUCUUAUAUCGUAAAGACCCCUGCAACGAAUAAAGUAACGUCUACACCGUUUAAGAAGUCUUUAGUACAAUCAGCAAAGAAAACACAUGCGCAACCAUCACAACAACAAGCUCCUUCGUUGUCAAUACCACCAUCAGCAUCUAAAUUGACAAACCAACUAACAAAUCUAACCGGAUGGACACCACUAAUCUCAAAAACCUAUUCGAAUGAACAAAUCAUCUCAUUCAACUCCACACCGAACAAACUAUUUAUAUCUUCUUCAUUACUGCAAACACAGAUACAGCCACAGCUACUAAAUCAGCUGCUGGCACAACAGAAUCAACGACUGGAGCAACUGGCACCACAAAGUGCCAAUACAUCAACAAACUUUGUCCCGACAUACAACGUCAAUGACUAUGAAUAUCAAAAUUUCGGAUUGACACCUUUUAUAAAUCACAAUUUCAACUUCAACUUUAUGAGUGGCGGUAAUUCAAUAAACCAAGCCAAUAGUAUAACACCAUUCAAUGAAAAGAUUUUUCAACAAAAUUGUGAAUUUUUCAUUGAUUCACCAAUAAGAUCAAAUAAGGAUAAUGCCAAUGGAUGUAAUACUAGCUUGAAUUUUGAAAAUUUUAGCAUAACACCAUCAAAGUUUAAUUUGAAUACGGUUGCAAGUAACAGAAAGAUCUUGCAAGAUCCUUUGAAAAGUGCCACAAAGAGAAGUAUUAAUAUGGUUGACACUCCACCAAGAGUUCCGCAUAAGUUGAGUAUUAUAACUAGAGCUGAAAAUGAAGACAAUGAGAAAGAAGUUAUCAAAAAAGAAGUUUGUCUACCUGAUGAUGACAAAGACACUGAAGACGAACAGGAUAGCGAGGAUGAGGAAGAUGAUAAACCUGAGGCAAAAUCACCAACAAUCACUAGCCGAAUAAAGAAAGAAUCGAGCAAAGAUGGUAAAAAUAGUGAAAAUCUUAAAGAUGGCGACCUACUACCACAAACGCCGUGUAAGAAGAGCCUGCAGGACACAUCUAACGAAUCUAAGUUGGAUUUCAACACCCCUGCCAAUAAACAAACCAGACCUGAAUCACCAUCAACAAUACUAGUUACAUCCACAGAAAGGCUUUCGAAUAUAAGCCUUGAUGAUACUCUUGAUUCAAAAAAAUUGCCUAAGCAUGACGAAAAACAAAAUGACGACGAUGAUGAAAAUGAUAAGGAAAACCAGCCUCCACCUAGUCCUACACCGGCGAAACUUUCAAAUCAACCAAAGAUGGGAGUAUUUACAGAAGGCAAGCCAAAGAAAGUUAUGAACAAGGUAAAGAAUCACAACAGAUCGUCCAUAUAUCCCACCACUACAACUACCUCUUUUAAGUCCGGUUACACUUUGACUACCACAUCCUCGGGAACCUCACAAAAUGUUAUUCAAGGCAAAGAUCCUAACAGGUCAAAAGCAGAGAACAAGGCGAGAAUGCAAGCAGGAAUGAAUAAGUUUCAAAUAGUUUUAACUGAUGUCAAUUCAAUAUCGGGGAAGAAAAGAAGAAAUAACAAUAACAACAACAAUGGGAAGAGAGAAUCCAAAAGUAAAUCUCAUAUUAAAAUGGAACCUACUCAACCAACAUUAAUACCACUACAUCCCCCACAAUUGAACCCUCAGCUGUCAACCUUAAUGGACAACCAUAACGUGACCAUGUCUUCCUCAAAGGAUAAUCAUAAUAACAGUAGCAUACUAUCGCACAAUAGUAUGAACUCAAGUCACCUAAAUCUUACUACUGAUCACUCAUCAUUUGAAAUUGGUGGACAUGGCAGCGGAGGGUACUCCUCAACGCCAAACUCCAAGAUGUUGCUAGAUAAAAUAUUCGAGAAACCAUCACCUAACCAGCCAGUGCUAUUCUUUCCUCCUCACCAACAACCACCAUCACAACAACAACAGGAGAUGCAUGUACAUUAUCAACAUCCUAUUCCAAUACCACCACCGCCUCAACCGCCAGGUAAUAAUGAGAACCCUGCUCUAAAUGGGAAAAUGCCCCCACCAGCACUACCACCACAACAAACAACAGCCUCUUCUCAGUCAAACAGAGGGGCUGCGUUUGUUCAAUACCCAGUUAUGUCAAUGAUGUCAACUCCACAACAUUCACAUAUCUACAACGUGGGUGAUUUGAUGCCCAAUGGACAACAAAUCCCAGGUACACAAGCACCAAUGUCGACAUCAUCAUCAUCUUCCACUAACUUAAUGCAAAUUCCGUCGCCAUGGAACAUAACAUUUGGCACACCACUGGGAUUUUCAACAUUUUUUGGUAAUUUACCUUUGGCUCAAUCAACAAACACGAAUGUCCCCACUGGUAAUGGGGACAGUUUGGGUGUAGGCGUUUCUAAUAGGUCACCAUCAAGUGCAACUACUACUGCUGCUGCUAUAGCUGCUGUUGCGGCAGCAUCAAAUGAGGCAAAGGACAACUACAGUUGA
This is a messenger RNA of Lodderomyces orthopsilosis Co 90-125, 2499 nucleotides long. RefSeq lists its product as uncharacterized. The transcript has a single exon. Bases 1 to 2499 code for a protein of 832 amino acids. NCBI's taxonomy places the organism in Eukaryota, Fungi, Ascomycota, Pichiomycetes, Serinales, Debaryomycetaceae. The record is from RefSeq and is a predicted model, not a curated record.